AUAUGUUGCGGGUAAGGAAAAAACGCAGCGUCCGAAAAAAGAAGAGAGAGCCUGAAGAAAAUGAAAUAAAAUAGGGAGGAAGGGGUUAGGGUUAGAAUUCGGGGGUUUAAGUCGUUGAAAUGGCGAACAGGACAGAUCCAGCAGCGAAGAGUAUAAGGGGAACGAAUCCACAGAACCUAGUGGAGAAGAUUUUGAGAUCUAAGAUCUAUCAGAAUACUUACUGGAAGGAGCAAUGUUUCGGUUUAACUGCCGAGACCCUUGUCGACAAGGCCAUGGAGCUCGAUCAUCUUGGCGGUACUUUCGGUGGUAACCGCAAACCUACUCCCUUUAUGUGUUUGGUCAUGAAGAUGCUCCAGAUCCAGCCCGAUAAGGACAUUGUCGUCGAGUUCAUCAAAAACGACGAUUACAAAUACGUUCGCAUUUUAGGUGCUUUUUAUUUGCGUCUUACUGGUACUGAUGUUGAUGUUUACCGCUACCUUGAACCGUUAUACAAUGACUAUCGGAAAUUGAGGCAAAAGUUAUCCGAUGGAAGAUUUUCUUUGACUCAUGUUGAUGAGUUCAUUGAUGAUCUUCUCACCAAAGAUUAUUCCUGUGAUAUUGCUCUUCCCCGUGUUAAGAAAAGAUGGACUCUUGAAUCACUUGGUACACUUGAACCUAGAAAGAGUGUCUUGGAAGAUGAUUUUGAGGAGGAGGAAGAGAAAGAGGACAAUGACCAAAUUGAUGCUUUUGACAAUGGAGUUUAUGAUAAGGACUACUACCACGGAAGAAGUCCCACGCGCGAAAGGGAUAGGGAUAGGGAUAGAGAUAGGGAUAGGGAUAGAAGACGUGACAGCCAUAGAUACAGGGAUCGGGACUAUGACCGCGACUAUGAUAGGGACUAUGACAGAGAACGGGAACGAGGACGUGGACGUGAAAGGGAAAGAGAUAGGGACAGGGAUCGUGACCGGGAUAGGGACAAUGACAGGGAUCGUGACUGGGAUAGGGACAAUGAUAGGGAUCGUUAUCGCUUAAGAGAAGAAAAGGAUUAUGGUCGGGAGAGGGACCGAGAAAGAGAAAGGGAAGGUAGAGAGCGGGAGAGGCGAGAUAGGGAGCGUGGUAGGCGAAGGAGUUAUUCAAGGAGCCGAAGUAGAAGUAGGGAUCGCAAGAGACGGGACCGCAGCAGUAGUCCAAGGAGGCGGGGAGAUGGACAGGAAGAGCCAAAGAAGAAGAAGGAAAAGAAGGAAAAGAAGAAGGAUGAUGGCACAGACCACCCAGAUCCAGAGAUUGCAGAAGCUAAUAAGCUUAGGGCAGCCCUUGGAUUGAAACCACUGAAGUGAGCUGUACUAGUAUUAAUAAAAUGUCAAGGACCGGCAGCGGAAGCCAGAUGAUUUAGUAUGAUGUUCUGCAAUUUUUCACCUUAUAUUGGAGCUACAACUUGUGUACAUACUGCGAGACUGGUAAGGCAGAGUUUCUUUAUUCCUUUUGAAGGGGAUAUGAUGAGUGAUGAAUACUGGUUGCUGAAUAUUGGAUCUGGGCGUUGGAAAUAGUGGUGGUGUUCUACCUGCCUGUCUCACUUCAUAGACCAACUGCAUAUAUUAUUCAGAGUACAUUUCUUGUUUUAACAGAGAUGUUAUUGGAAUGGAUACUACAAGUAGCCUUCUCCCUCUCUUUCUUUAUACUUCUAAAGAUGAAUCCUUUCUUGGCUCA
This is a messenger RNA of Ricinus communis (castor bean), 1686 nucleotides long. Its product is annotated as pre-mRNA-splicing factor 38. Lineage: Eukaryota; Viridiplantae; Streptophyta; Magnoliopsida; Malpighiales; Euphorbiaceae. Gene Ontology annotation, cellular component: precatalytic spliceosome. The record is from RefSeq and is a predicted model, not a curated record. Bases 120 to 1316 code for a protein of 398 amino acids. The transcript has 4 exons.